Messenger RNA from Lasiodiplodia theobromae, 1161 nucleotides. Its product is annotated as Transcription factor TFIIA complex subunit toa1. The transcript is spliced from 4 exons. Gene Ontology annotation, biological process: transcription by RNA polymerase II; transcription initiation at RNA polymerase II promoter. Bases 1 to 1161 code for a protein of 386 amino acids. NCBI's taxonomy places the organism in Eukaryota, Fungi, Ascomycota, Dothideomycetes, Botryosphaeriales, Botryosphaeriaceae. Gene Ontology annotation, cellular component: transcription factor TFIIA complex. The record is from RefSeq and is a predicted model, not a curated record.
AUGUCCAACUCCGUUACGCAUGAGCAGGGCACCACCUUUUCGCAGAUCAUCGAUCGCGUCGUGCAGGCAUCGCAGAAUGACUUUGAGGAGAGCGGUGUCGACCAGCAGACGCUGCAGGAGAUGAAAGAGAUAUGGCAGAAGAAGCUCUCGGCUCUGCAUGUGGCUCAGAUGCCGUGGGAUCCCCCGCCGCCGCAGCCUCAGAUCAGCAACCCGCCGACUGUCCCGUCGAAUGAUGCGAAGCCGUCGAUGCCGCAGCAGAUGCCACCUGCGGCGUCGCAACCGCCCAAUCAGCAGUACGCAUCCCAAGUUCGCGUCAAGCAGGAGCCGGGCAAUGGCUAUGAGAACAACAUGCCUGGAUACAACAUGAAUGGCUACAACCUUCCCAAUGCCAAUGUUGCCCAACAGCGUGCUGCCCAGCUGCUGCAACAAAACUUCGGCGCUCAAGCCCAGGCCUCGAUUGCUUCAGCAUACUCUCCGCAAAAUAACGUUUCACUUCCGGGUCAGCAGCAGCCGCCGCAACAACAGCAACAGCAGCAGCAGCGCCCCAUGAACCUGCAGAUGCCUCCGAAUCGCCAGCAUCAACAGCACCAGCCUCCGCAACAACAAGGACCUCAUCCCGGCCAGCCUCAGCAGCAGCAACAACCAAACUCUUUGUACGCUGCUCAGACUGACGGAGCUGGUGACGCUGAGGACCAAUGGAGAUCGUUGGUGGCUGCGAGGCGUGUUGAAGCCGACACGGCCAGGCUCAAUGCUGAUGGCAUGCUCCGUGCUCAGUUUGAGCAAAAGAUGGACGUUCUGGAGAGCGGCUUGCUACAGCCGAUUGAAGACCUUCCCGGCUCCAAGGGUAAGAAGCGUCGUGUUGUCGCUGCUUCUGGACUGUCAGGCGCCUCCAGCAUCCCCCAGCUGGAUGGAGAGCUGGGCGUCGAUGACGAAAAGGAGGAGAAUGACGACGAGGCCAUCAACUCAGACCUUGAUGACUCCGAUGAGGAACAAAUCCAGGAGGGUGACGACGAGGGUCCUCAGGGCGACACCAUGAUUUGCACGUAUGACAAAGUUCAGCGUGUCAAGAACAAGUGGAAGUGCACCCUGAAGGACGGUGUGCUCUCUACAGGUGGCAAAGACUACCUGUUCCACAAGGCCCAAGGCGAAUUCGAGUGGUGA